Molecule: messenger RNA, 1491 nt
Organism: Dictyostelium discoideum AX4
Lineage: Eukaryota; Evosea; Eumycetozoa; Dictyosteliales; Dictyosteliaceae
Exons: 2
Coding region: 1-1491 (496 amino acids)
Source: RefSeq, a predicted model, not a curated record
AUGCCAAGAUAUGCCUCAAGAAAACCAAUUAAAAAACAAAAAAUUGAAUUACCAUUACAUCUUCCAACAUUAGAUCCUACAGUAUUAUCAAAAUAUAAAUUAAUAUUUAUAGUUGAUUUACAAUCAUUUUCAAAUAAAUCAUGUAAUAGAAUUUUAAAUCAAGCAUUAUUUAGUAAAGUUAAAGAUGAAUCAGAAGUUAUUAUAUUAGUUAUUAUUAAAAGUAAAUUCUCUCCGAUGUGUAGAGAAUGUGGUAUUGGUAGUCGAGAUGAUAAAUCACUCUUUUUAAAGGACAGAUUCAUUAAAGAAGGUAAUGGUAGAGUACUAUUUCAAUUAGAUUCAUCAAUUAGUAGUUUACUCUAUAGAAAAGAACUCUCCAAAUACGUUUAUAAACAUAAUACAAAUAUAAUCAUCUUAUCAGAAGAUAGACAAUAUGGUUACACUAUCAUUGGUUCUGAUGUACCAAAUUAUGAUACUGAAAUCUACAAUCAAUAUUUUGAAACUUUUGAUCAGCAACAAACAACUCCAACACCGACACCAUCAUCAAAAGAUGAUUCUUCAUCAACAACUGUUGAAAAUGUAACAAUAAUUGAAAAAGAAUUAACAACACAACAUCAUAAAACUAAAGAUGAACAAAUUGAAGAAUUACAAAUUAAAACAUCAAAUAAAAUUGAAAAAUGGAUAAAAGAUAGAAUUGAAAAAGGUGAUAUAAUAAAUUUACCAAAAACUAUUGAAUCAUUGGAAAAGUCUAUUCAACCAUUUUGUAAGGUAACUCAUUGUUUUUCAAAUAAUGCUGAAAUUAUUAAAAAGUUAACAGAAUGUGGUGAUAUUAAAAUUUGUGAUACUUGCCAAACUUGUAAACCAACAUCAACCAAUUUAGAGAACCAAUUUUAUUUCUCUUAUUUAAGUUUAUCUCAAGAAGAUCAUAAACAAUUCGAUUGGUUAUUAAAGAAAAUCAUUACAGAGUAUACUAAAACUCCAACAAAUCAAGUACCAAUACCAUUAGUAAAUAUUAAUAAAUUCACUUUAUCAGAGAGAGUAGAAAUUAAAACUUCAAUAAUUAUUGAUUAUUUAAUUAAAAAUAAAAUAAUCUCAAUAAAAAAUGAUCAUCAACAACAACAAUCAAUUAAAAAUAAUAAUGAUAUUGAUGAUUCUAGUAAUUUUGAAAGUGGUUUUAGUGAUCAUUUCUCAACUAAUUUAGCCAUAUCCUCUUCUUCUUAUAAAUCAAGUUAUUCUUCACCCAGAAAAUUAAAAACACCAACAACAACAACAACAACAACAACAACAACAACUAGUAGUGGUAGUUACUCUUCACCAAGAAAAUUAACAACAAAAGGUUCAACUAAUCAAGCUACUUCUACAACCUCAACUCCAAAAAAGAAUUAUACAAGUUCAAAAUAUUCUUACACUUCAUCAUCAAAUAGUAAUUACUAUGGUAAUAAUGAUGAUACUCCAACUUAUAAAGGUAAAAUCAUUUAUAAUAGUUUUAGUUAG